UGGAGCGAGUUUUCGUUCUCUCAGCUCCUUCAAAAAAACAAAAAAAUUCAAGAAAUCGGGCGUUGGAGUGGGAGUGGGAGCGAGAGCUAAUCUGGUUUAUUCACUGGUUUAUUGUGUUUUACAUCCUGGGCUUGAUUCAAUAUGAGUCGUCCAAUGGAUGAGGAUGCCACUGUCAAAAAUGAGGAAGAGGAAUUCAGCACUGGGCCUCUUUCUGUUCUGAUGAUGAGUGUUAAAAACAACACACAGGUGCUUAUUAACUGCAGGAACAACAAAAAGCUUCUGGGCCGCGUGAGAGCAUUUGAUCGGCACUGCAACAUGGUCCUAGAAAAUGUUAGAGAGAUGUGGACAGAAGUACCAAAGACUGGGAAAGGCAAGAAGAAGGCCCAACCAGUUAAUAAAGAUCGGUUCAUUAGCAAGAUGUUCCUUCGAGGAGAUUCAGUGAUUAUUGUCCUUAGAAACCCUAAGUGAGAGGUCUCCUUCACUUCACUAUGGUUUUCAUUGAUCAAGUAGAACAAUUUUUAGAAUUCAAAUUUUGUUGGAUCCAUGUUCUGAGAGAUCUCUUUUAUGUGAUAUUUUGUUGUAAUAGUAGUAUAAAUACUUGCGCGGUUCUUCUUUAGUUUUUAUAGGAGAACUUUGUUUUGUAUUUGUCGUGUGUUUAGUGGUCAUACCCCAAUGGUGCCUCUAUAGUUUAUUUAUAUAAAAAAGGUUAGAUAUAUUCUGUAGAAGACUAGAACAUGCAUUCUGAUGACAGUAUCUUGGACGGUUCCAAAAUAAGUACAUAUUUUGAUUGGUAUACAAGUUAGCAUUCUCUGUA
Messenger RNA from Camellia sinensis, 814 nucleotides. NCBI's taxonomy places the organism in Eukaryota, Viridiplantae, Streptophyta, Magnoliopsida, Ericales, Theaceae. The record is from RefSeq and is a predicted model, not a curated record.